Molecule: messenger RNA, 4395 nt
Organism: Paramisgurnus dabryanus
Lineage: Eukaryota; Metazoa; Chordata; Actinopteri; Cypriniformes; Cobitidae
Product: ATPase family AAA domain-containing protein 2-like
Biological process (GO): nucleosome assembly; transcription initiation-coupled chromatin remodeling; nucleosome disassembly
Cellular component (GO): nucleus
Molecular function (GO): ATP hydrolysis activity; ATP binding; histone binding
Source: RefSeq, a predicted model, not a curated record
GUGUCCUUCGGCUGCCAGUGACGUUUGUGGCGCCAGAAAUCAAGGAGGAGCGCUCCACAAUUUGAAAACGAUGCGCUGUCGUUCAAAGUAAUCGGCUUAUUAAAAUCUUGACAAACACUUUAUACAGUGAGUUUUCCUGCCGAAUGAUUUGAGAGUCUUAGAAGGCUCAUUAAGGAUGGUGAUGCUGCGCGGUAACGGUGAUAUGGACUCGAGCGCGGAGUUUCUGUCCCUGAAUCCACCUCAGAGAAAGUCCGCGCGGCUAAAAAAGACUCAUGAUGACAGUUUAACGAGUGUCGACGACAGUCCUGUUAAUGGAUUUUUGUCUGUAAAGGAGGAAAACAGCAUGAGGAGCAGAGCCCAGAAAGGAAGACAUGCGGUCACCUUUGCUGAUAUGAAUGGACAAACCGGCAAAUCCCCUACAAAAGAGGAGAUAAAAGGAAAGCAUUUAAGGAAAUCACCAAGAUUUCAGACAGAUGGAGAGAGAUCUGCAGAUGAACACACAGAUGAGGCAGAAUCGACUCCAGUUACUAGGAACCUGCGAGGCCGGAUUCAGAGGCAGGAGGACGACAGCGCUGUAAGACGCAGCUCCAGGAUCACAAGAUAUAGCCAUCAUGCCAGGAACCAGUCGGUCCUUUAUGACAGGCUCAUUACAAACACUGCAGAGGCUGUGCUUCAGAAGAUGGAUGACAUGCAGAAAAUGCGUCGACGGUUAAGGAGCAUGGACAAUGAGAAGGAGAACAUAAGAAUUUACCCUGGAACCAAGAGGAAGAGGAUCACAAAAUCUUCAGAGAGUGCACAAGAGGAGAGUUCUGACAACCACGAGAAUGAAUACAGUGAUCAUGACGAGGAGGAUGAAGAAGGUGAGGGUGAGGAGGAAGAAAAUGACGAAGAGGAUGAGGAUGAAGAUGAGGAUGAGGAAGACCAUGGAAAACGCUAUGAUUUCAGACAAAGAAAAGCUGUUGUGCGCUACCAGGCGCCCCUUGAAGAGCCAAAGAAGCAGAGCAUUUUUUUCAAACGUCACUCCACUCCGAUGAGAAGAAGAUAUUCCUUUAGUUCUGCAGGUCCAAGGAGCCUGUACAAUAACAGGAGGAGCACCAGGAGAAGACACGCCAUCCACAGUAGUGACUCCACAUCCUCUUCUUCCUCUGAUGAAGAAAAAUUUGAAAGACGAAGAAGCAAGAGUCGUAACAGGUCAAUAAACAGAUGCCUUCCUAUGAAUUUACGGAAGGAGGACUUGUUGGGAAUCCACAAGGAUAGGAUGAAAGUUGGAGCGAGUCUUGCAGAUGUGGAUCCAAUGCAGAUUGACCAAACGGUGCGCUUUGACAGCAUCGGUGGUUUGGGCAGGCACAUAUCUGCGCUCAAAGAGAUGCUUGUGUUUCCUUUGCUUUACCCUGAAGUUUUCGAGAAGUUUAAGAUUCAACCUCCAAGGGGCUGUCUGUUUUAUGGCCCUCCCGGGACAGGAAAGACUCUGGUUGCUCGAGCCUUGGCAAACGAGUGCAGUCAGGGUGAAAAGAAGGUGGCGUUCUUUAUGAGAAAAGGGGCAGAUUGCUUAAGCAAAUGGGUGGGAGAAUCUGAGCGACAGCUCCGGCUCCUGUUUGACCAGGCAUACCAGAUGCGUCCGUCAAUUAUUUUCUUUGAUGAAAUCGAUGGCAUCGCACCUGUUCGGUCCAGCCGACAAGACCAGAUACACAGUUCCAUUGUGUCCACACUGCUGGCUUUAAUGGAUGGUUUGGACAGUCGUGGCGAGGUGGUUGUUAUCGGCGCCACUAACCGUCUGGACUCCAUAGAUCCUGCUCUCAGACGACCCGGACGAUUCGACAGAGAGUUUCUCUUCAGCUUACCUGAUAGAGAGGCUCGUAGAGAUAUUUUGAAGAUCCAUACGAGGCAGUGGGACCCGCCGCUGUCUGAUGCAUUUCUUGAGGAGCUGGCUGACAAAUGUGUUGGUUACUGUGGCGCAGACAUCAAAGCUGUGUGCGCAGAAGCAGCUCUGUGUGCCCUUCGUAGACGUUACCCACAGAUCUACACUUCCUCUCAGAAACUCCUGCUGGACGUGGAGUCCAUCAACAUUAGUGGCCGGGACUUCCUGUCAGCCAUGAGGAAAAUAGUUCCAGCCUCUCAAAGAGCGGUGGCCUCUCCAGCGAAAGCUCUUUCACCUGUAAUUGAACCCCUGCUCAGCUCUGCCCUCAGUAAUGCCAUGGAGAUGCUGCAAAAACUUUUUCCUCAUGUAGAGCAGAGCCUCAAGAAGAACAAACACCCUGAGGGCAUGUCUGGCAUCUUAGAAGAUCUACUACUGAGUGAAGAUGAGGGGUCUUCUAUGUGCAUCACUAAUAAAGGCCAGAAGACCACUGGACCUGUACCAUCUGCACUCCAUCUGAGCAGAAGCACCCAGCAGCAGCCCACCUCAUUCAGACCCAGACUGCUGCUCUGUGGGACAUCAGGCUCUGGUCAGACUUCACAUUUGGCUCCUGCUAUUCUUCAUGCUCUCGAGAAGUUCACGGUGUAUACACUUGACAUAGCUGUACUGUAUGGGGUCAGUUCCUCCACACCAGAGGAGGCUUGUGCGAAGGUUUUCUGUGAGGCGAGGAGAACGGCUCCCAGCAUUCUGUAUAUUCCUCACAUCCAGCAAUGGUGGGAAACCGUGAACUCCACGUUGAAGGCCACAUUCAUCAGUCUCCUGCAGGACAUCCCAUCAUUCUCCCCCUGCCUCCUGCUUGCCACGUGCAGCUACCCUCACCAGACACUUUAUCCUGAGGUGCAGGACCUCUUUCAUGUUGAGUACGGUGAAGUAUUCAACGUUCCACUUCCUUCUCGAGCAGAGAGGUUUAGAUUCUUUCAGGAUCUUAUUUUAAAUCAAGCUGCGAAAGCCCCAACAUCUAAAAGAGAAGCGGUGCUCCAGGCACUAGAGGUGCUACCAGUAGCCCCUGCACCUCCUCCCCGUCAGCUCUCUGAACAGGAGCAGCAAAAGCUAGAAGAACAGGAAGAGAACACGCUUCGGGAACUCCGCCUCUUCUUGCGGGAUGUCACUAACAAACUGGCACAGGACAAACGCUUCAAGGCCUUCACAAGGCCAGUAGACACAGAGGAGGUUCCUGAUUACACUACAGUCAUCAAACAGCCCAUGGACCUAUCCACCGUUAUGUCCAAUAUCGACCUGCACAAAUAUGACACGGUGGCUGCUUACCUGCACGAUGUGGAUCUGAUCUGGAAAAAUGCCCUUGAAUACAACCCAGACAAAGACCCCUCAGAUCGGCUUAUAAGGCACCGUGCUUGCGCUCUCAAGGACGCUGUGCAUGUCAUAAUCAGAGACGAGUUGGAUGAGGACUUUGAGAAGAUCUGCACCGAUAUCAAGGAGUCACGCAUGAAACGAGGCUACACCUCCUCUCGGUUCACUCCUGCUUUCUACCACGUGCUGCCAAAGGUCUCUGCACCAGUGGAACAGAAGAUGAGCGAUCCACCACCCAGUAAUGAUGUUGCACCUGUGGCAACUCCAACAACAAUGACAACACGUCACACUGGAAAUAAUACAGCUUCACAAAAGAAAAAGAAGAGAAAGAAUGCAUGGUCAAAGGGCUUUAUCCGCAAAAAGAAGCAAUCCUCACAUUUGAACUCUAGAGACAACACAGCCGAUUCAGGGGACGAAGAGGAGGAUGAAGAGGAAGAUGAGGAGGAAGAUGGAAAACCAGCCGAGAGUGAACAUGCAGAGAAAUUAAAUGGUACAGAAUGUAUGGAGGUCGAUGGCUGUGCUCGUGCCAAAGACCCAGGAGAAUCAAAUUCAAACACUGGAGUGCAAAAUGAUCACAACACUAACGAUGCAAGACAACAUGAUGGUGCUGCUUCUGAAGCGGACAGAAUCGUGAAUGGAGAUGCUGUCCAGAAUAGUGAUGCCACAGUCGGCCAAAAUGACGUCCAACCAGCUGAGAGCACCAAGUCGAAAAGGGCAGAGCUGAGUUCAGAAGAAAACGCAGGAACAGAGUUCAGACUUAGGAGGAUGACGAGAGGUUUUAAGACCCAGGCUGAACAGCAGAGUCUCAUCAGUGUGGAUGCUGCCAUGAAGAUCCUAGAGCAGAAGAAUCAGCCUCUUAUUGUGGAUCACAACAAGCUGAAAGAACUUCUAGAAAGAGUUGUGGACAUGACAGAGAAAUAUGAGGUCAAUCGUCUAGAGAAGCUUUAUGCUCUGUUGUGCCAGAGCAUUUACAGACACAGAAAAGACUAUGACAAAACUGCACUUAUUCUGGAGAUGACAAAAGAAGUUGAAAAUUUCUUCUAGAUUGCUUUUUUUAUAUUACAUGAACAAUACAUUAUAUUUCUUAUAAAACACUUUUAUAAAUUAAAAUGAGCUUAUUCUGUAGACAUGUAUUGAUUAUUGUUGUUCAUAUUAAACACAGACUCAUUUGG